ACUGAUGUUAUUUUCCGAGUAUUUGCUUUCUGAUGAGCAAUGAUGAGUGGAUGCUCAUCAAAUCUAUUCGCUUUGUCCUGUGAAGGCUGUGAGAACUACUGUUUGUUUUGGUUUUUUUCAAUAUAUCUCAAAUUUAGUGCCUCAACACUGAUAUUCCUAUUUUAUGUUUUGUAACGGACCUCUCCCUUAUUUUUUGUAACAAAGAGGUGUUGUAGUUUGUUGAUAGCUAGCACUGUUCUUGAUUCCUCCCACUGCUGUUGUAUCACGUGUGCAUUUGAUUCCUCACGUCCAGUUGCCAAGGCAGCAGAUGCAAAAACAAAUUAGAUGAGCUUUGCAGAAGGUUUUAGGGAUCCUUUAGAACAAAAGGUCCCAGAUAAACACAUAGUCUUCGUGAGAACAUAAUUUAUCAGUCUGGUCAAAAGCAGUGUGGGAGUUUGGGUUUAGGGUUUGCAGCUGUUUUAUUUUAAAAUCCACUUUCUGCAAAUUUAGAGGAGCUUGUGAUAUUGGAAAGAUGUUGAACAAUGUGACAGCCUUUCAGUCAAACUAGGUUUUAUUUAUUUAUCUGUUUAUUAACUCCUUUUCACCUCCCUCUUCUAAUAGAAGGGCAUCCCUUUGUGGGAUUUAUUGUAAUUAAUUUGAGGGAUUGGAAUUGCCUGAACUGUAGUUCUGAGUCAUAGUUGAGCCUUUUGGAGCCUUCCUUCCCAGGGAACAUGGAAGACAGCUUUGGCUCUGUAUUUCUUUUGGAUGUAGUAGAUAUAUUAAUGUUAAUUAGUUAUAUUUCGAACUUACAAGCAUCCUGGUGUUAUCACAAUAUAAAUUUCAAUGCUUCAAAAGAACAUUACAGCAGAUUUGCGUAAUUGUGUCCUAAAUAGCAGCCUCUAAACCAAAUUUUAUUUAGCUUUUUGAUGUGAAUUUUUUGUGUUUACUGUUUCCUCUGUCAGAGUUUGUUUUCUCCAUUAAGUCAGCUCCCAGUUUCUGAGUGCAGAGUAUUUGGCAGUAUGUCCAAGGGGAGGGAAGCAUCUUGUGCUGGUUCUGAGCAUAAGGAGUUUUGAGACUGGCUGAUUUCUCAGGAGCAAGAAUCAACAUUUCAACAGCUUUCACUCUUCUUCUGGCUUUACAUUAAAAUGUUUUUUAGGAUGGACUCAGAGCUCCUGAGCAGGCUGCGCCAGGCCAACCAGGAGCUGCUGCAAAGGCUGAGAAUGAAGCAGGAGGAGAUCAGAAAAGUACUUCCCAGCAAGAAACUCCGUCCAGCAGCUCCUCAUGGCAGUACAGCUGCUGAGAGACGGAUCCCCUUGUCCAGGAGAGUGAAGGAAAAUGAGGCUGAUGCAGUAAAAUCUACAGCUGCCCCUGGAAUAGUGGUGUCUCUGGAACCCAGGGCUGGCCCAGCCCUCAGCUCAUCUCUUAAACACAGCAGCAGUGCCAGAGGGGUACAGCAACAGCAAGCAAAGACACAGGAAGGAGCAGGCCUCAAUUCCAACUUUCCUGGGAAAGAGAAGAGUGUUACGCCAGUGUCAGCAGUCACUAGGUGUGGCAGAGAAAUCUCCAGAGUGGGUGGGGAUGGUGGUGCUCAAGGAAGUCCAAAGAAAGAAUCCUUCUUCCUGGGACAUGGAGAGAACAGAAAACAGUCUGCUCUGCUGCGUGGUUUCCAUGAGAAAAGUCAUCCAGGGCCAUCACAAAAUAAAGAGACCAGUGAGCAUCAUGUGGUCAUCAAAGAGCCCCACAUCCCUAAAUCAGCCCUGCUGAUGUCUCCAUCCAAAGAGCCAAAGAAGGAAGCUCGCCAUGUGACUUUUCAGCCUGAGCCUGAAGAAGAUGCCAUACCUGUCAGCAGCUGGUCUGCCCAUCCUUUACUGGGCUAUGACUGGAUUGCAGGGCUUCUUGAUACAAAGUCUCCAGUAACAGAAAAAUCUGAGCAAUACUUUGCUGAGCUGCAGGAGUUCCGACAGUCCAACAGAGAAACCUGUAUUCAUCAGCAGCACCUGGAGCCCGAGGCUCUGGAUUGCACAAGUCCUGAAGAAGAACUGGAUUUGAUAAUUGGUUCUCAUAAGUGUGUUUACUGUUAUGGAUUAAACCAGCGCCUCUUCACCAUCCCUUUGGAUUCAGAAUCUGCCUGCCCUGUGUGUAAGAUCCCACGUAGCCAACAGCCCCCAGGGACACUGGAGGAGCCAGCCUAUGUCAGGGUCAGCAUUCCCAGGUCUGCCCUUUUGCCAGCCCACAAGUACAAAGCCCACCGCAGGAGGAGCUUUGAGCCAGCAGAUGACCUUGCCCUGCCCUCGCAUUGCAUGGCUGGCUGGGAAAACAUGGUUCCUUCCAGCAGCACCCUGCUCAGCAGUUUGGAUCUGAGAACCUCACUGGAAGAGAAGCCUUCUCCCUGUUCUCACCUGCACUCAGUGUCCAGAGUGUCAGGAGAAGCCAGAGCUGACAAGUUUCUACACCUGCCUCACUUGGCUCACCUGAGGUUCAGCAGAGCAAACCAGGACACCAGACAGCAGCUCUCAGUUCAGACCCCACUCCCUCAACACUCUGGAUCAUGACUUGAUUGCCCAGGGGAAGGGAUGGGCACAGCACGUGGAAACAGCUCAGAAACAAAGCAAUUUGGAUAAAAAUAAAUAUUUGGACAGAUUUCCCCCAGUUUUCAUAGUCAUGCACUUAUGUGAGCAACCAAUAUACAGAUCUGAGUUUGUACUCAGAUUUGUACAGACCUGAGUUUGUACAGUCACUGUGUUCACUUUGCAUUUUUUGCCUUUUACAGCUACUGAGCAGCUGCAUGAACUGUCCCAGCUAGGCUGGAUAAAGUCACGUGUGCAGGAUCUUCAGUGCAUCUGCCACCUCAGCUGAGUAACCAGGGUGGCAUUAACUCUGAAUGCCAGCUGAGGAGCUGGCCUGUGGAGGGCCUGGCUCAGUGGAGUGACACAAGUGUGUUUAUUUCCAGAUAUUUGAAAUACUACACACAGUUUUCUAGUGAGUUAAACUUGAGUUUCUCAAUGAUUUGUAAAAAUUUUUAAAAUUCCAUUUAUUCUCAGUGCAAUGUGUGCUACAGAGUGUAGUACAUCAGAGUAACUUUGAAUGUGAAAGAAAAGUUAAAGUAAAAUGAGAUUUUAUUCAUCAAUGAGCUAUGGUUGCAUAUUUUGCUUACCUCUACUGUUCCAAGUUUUCUGGAGAUAAACCAAAAAGCAUUUUAGAAUUUUUAAAUGGUACCAAACCAAACUACUCCACAUAGUGUGAUUUGUUUGAACUUUAUACACCAAUCUUACUUUCUGUGUCUGAAAACAAUAAAACUGAUGUUUUAUUUUACUUCGAA
Messenger RNA from Passer domesticus (house sparrow), 3298 nucleotides. It is a transcript of the gene MIIP, whose product is annotated as migration and invasion inhibitory protein. The record is from RefSeq and is a predicted model, not a curated record. The transcript is spliced from 10 exons. The coding region runs from base 1125 to 2531 and encodes 468 amino acids. NCBI's taxonomy places the organism in Eukaryota, Metazoa, Chordata, Aves, Passeriformes, Passeridae. Gene Ontology annotation, biological process: negative regulation of G2/M transition of mitotic cell cycle; negative regulation of cell migration.